Messenger RNA from Thlaspi arvense, 1266 nucleotides. Lineage: Eukaryota; Viridiplantae; Streptophyta; Magnoliopsida; Brassicales; Brassicaceae. The record is from the annotation of a GenBank genome assembly.
AUGAUUUACUUUUCUCUUUUCUUCCACGUUGCCAUUUUCAAAUUUCUGAAUAUGGCCGAGGGAAUGUUCAAGGCAUUGUUGUGGGGCUUUGCGGCAAUGGCGUUUGCAAUGGCCUCGGGGGCUCGUGGACAGCGAGUGCCUUGCUAUUUCGUUUUCGGAGACUCAGUCUUCGACAACGGUAACAACAAUGCCUUGAAUACCUCCGCCAAAGUUAACUAUUCACCUUACGGUAUGGAUUUUGCUAGAGGUCCUACGGGCCGGUUCAGCAACGGCCGUAAUAUUCCCGACUUUAUCGCUGAACUAAUGAAAUUCGAUGAUUACAUUCCACCAUUCACCGGAGCAUCGCCGGAACAAGCUCACAUCGGAAUAAACUACGCAUCUGGUGGCGGCGGGAUCCUCGAAGAAACUAGCUAUCAUUUGGGUGGUAGAAUCAGUUUUAAGAAACAAAUAAAGAAUCACCGGGAGAUGAUUAUGGCGGCGAAAGUGCCGCAGGAGAAACUGAAUAAAUGUCUAUACACAAUAAAUAUCGGAAGCAAUGAUUAUCUCAACAACUAUUUCAUGCAAGGUGAUCAUUACAACACCUCACUGUAUGUCCUCGGAGCAAGGAAGGUGGCGGUAUUUGGGGUCAGUAAACUCGGGUGCACGCCGAGGAUGAUCGCCUCCCAUGGUGGCGGUACAGGCUGCGCCGCUGAUGUUAACAGUGCGGUUGAAAUUUUCAACUGGAAGCUCAAAGCUCUGGUCAGAGAGUUCAACACAAACUUAGCCGAUGCUAAGUUCACUUACGUCGAUCUCUUCACCGGCCAAACUACUCUUGCGUAUGCUGCCUUAGGGUUUGCGGUAACACAAAAGAGUUGCUGCACGGUAGAAUCAGGGGAAGAACUAUGUGCGGCGAAUAAACCGGUUUGUGCGUUUCGAAGACGGUAUGUGUAUUGGGACAAUGUCCACAGCACUGAGAUAGCCAACAUGUUUGCGGCAAAGGCUGCGUUCGCCGGAGUCAUUGCUUUUCCUUACGGCCUUGCUCUACUUGGAAAAUUAUAGGGACUAUAUAUACAUUCUUUAUUUUUUUUAAUUCAACCAGAAAAAUUUGUUGAAAAUGGUGAACAUUAGCCUGUGAGCAAAUAUAUAUGUCCAUCACUUAAUUGUUAGAAAAUGUAAUCGGCAAUUUAAGUCAGAUAUACAUAUGGCUGACUUUAGUUUUUAUUUUUGACAAAAAUAAAAUCAAAUUAUCUAAGAUAAUUGUUGCUUGAAAGCCUUCCAAAUUAAUUC